Molecule: messenger RNA, 759 nt
Organism: Closterium sp. Naga37s-1
Lineage: Eukaryota; Viridiplantae; Streptophyta; Zygnematophyceae; Desmidiales; Closteriaceae
Source: the annotation of a GenBank genome assembly
AUGGCCCCGUUUGCAAUGCCGCGCGGAUUGCCCCACCCCCACCUCCUCCCCAUUCUCCCCUCCUCCCCACGCAAUCCCCCAGCGGCGCCGCUGCUGUUGCAGGUGUUCACCUGCGGGGCGAUGCGCCACUCUCCACCUAGCGUGGAGCAGCGAGUGGAGGCGGCACUGGCGGAGGCGGCGUUCAAGCAGAUGGACAAGGGCGGCCACGGCAAGCUGUCCAAGCGGGAUUUGCUGCCCGUGCUCGCCACGCUCGGCAUCCAAGGCUCGCCUCCCCAAGUGGCAGAGGCGACGCUGUGGGCGCUGCUGCAGAAGUACGCGGCGGGCGCAGACGAGAUGGGGCGCGAGCCGUUCAACGAGCUCUUCGUGCAGCUCGUGGCGGGCAUGGUGGACCCACUCCACACGGGAGCUUCCGCCGUUCCCCAGUUCCCCCCCACUCCCACCCCCAUUGCCCGCCCCUGCUCCUUGCCGCGCGUGCUUGCCUUCCCACUCCUCGCCCCUCGCCAGAUCCUCGCGAGCAAAGAGAAGAUGGCCAGCGAGACCUUCGCUGAAUUGGACAUGGAAUCGCUCCUCUCCUACCACAUCACCAUAGGCGACGUUGACAGCAGCAGCGACUUUGUGGACCGCGGCAAGUUCUCCGCGCUGUUCCCCGCGCUGCUGACGUCCCUCGUGGCACACCUGGAGCACAACCCCUUGGUGCUCAAGGUGUCCCUGCUCAAGGAUCUGCCAGUGGGCGGCGAGGUGCUUGACGGCAAUGUUUGA